AUGACGCCCCCUCGACCAUACUCUACCGGGCUCGGUUAUGAGUCUCCGACAGAGCAUACGGUCGAUCGCACCGUGACGUCUGACAUGGCCGCAAACCAUUUGUUCCACCGGUUGAGUGAGCUGGAGCAGACACAACGGAGGCAGAAUGCGGCCUUGGACAAUUUGGUUUCCAAAGUCGAGAAGACAGAUGUACCGAAGGCCGUUGGGAUCAAAGACAGAAUCGCUUGCUUCCAAUGGACGUGGUUCACAUCAACAAUGGCAACAGGGGGUGUUGCCAAUGUCCUUGCAUCCGUUCCCUUCCGCUCUCAAUGGCUUUACAUUGUUGGAGUCAUCUUCUUCGUCUUCAAUCUUUGUCUGUUCUUCAUGAACACUGCCCUUCUUCUCGCGAGAUUCCGUCUACGGCCUGGGAGCUUUAGACACUCCUUUACUGACAAGUUUGAGUCCCUCUUCAUCCCGGCCUCUCUUGUCUCCAUCGGCACCAUUCUCAUAAAUAUCUGCCAAUAUGGCGUCCCAAAGGCUGGCCCAUGGCUUCUUACCACAAUGGAGGCCCUCUUCUGGAUAUGGACAGUAGCAGCUAUCCUUAUCAGCGCCGGUAUAUAUUUGAUUCUAUGGUCUACGCUCAUCUUUCCCAUCCAUACGAUGACCCCGGUUUGGGUAUUCCCUGCCUACCCUCUCCUGAUAACAGCACCUUUUGCGGGCAAUCUUAUCAACUCGUCCGUCAAGGCUGGGCAUACCAGCACCCUCAACGCGCUACCCAUAGCUAUGGCUGCAGUUGCUGUGCAGGGGAUGGGGUUCUGUCUAUCUUUUAUGAUCCUUGCCGCCUUUGUUUACAGACUCAUGACGCAGAAACUGCCACGGGAUAUGCAGCGGCCUGGUGUCUUCAUUUCGAUAGGACCUAGUGCCUUCACCGCGGCGGGGCUGGUCCAACUUGGCGGGCUGGCGGGCGAGAUUCUUCCGGAUGACUUUAUGAUGCCUGGUAUGACAAGUCACGCUGUCUUCAUCCUGAAGCUAUUAUCUGCCAUGAUCGGACUGUGGUUAUGGGGACUCGCUGUUUGGUUCUUCCUCGUAUCCGUUGGUAGCUUCUGGAAGUACGCCCGGCCAGAACACGAGGCCAAGAUCGGCUUCCAGAUGACCUUUUUCUCUUUCGUCUUCCCCAACACGGCGCUAUUAACCGCAACUUAUCAAAUAGCAAAUGCUUUCAGCUGCAGGCCGCUCCAGAUCGUUGGAUGUGCCAUGACUGGACUGCUGGUUCUUGUCUGGGCUGUCAUAUUCGUUACCAUGAUCCGCUGCAUCUGGAAACGGGAGCUGUUGUGGCCAAAGGAGGAGUAG
Messenger RNA from Diaporthe citri, 1329 nucleotides. RefSeq lists its product as uncharacterized. Gene Ontology annotation, biological process: malate transmembrane transport. Gene Ontology annotation, cellular component: membrane. The transcript is spliced from 7 exons. Gene Ontology annotation, molecular function: malate transmembrane transporter activity. Bases 1 to 1329 code for a protein of 442 amino acids. Lineage: Eukaryota; Fungi; Ascomycota; Sordariomycetes; Diaporthales; Diaporthaceae. The record is from RefSeq and is a predicted model, not a curated record.